Molecule: messenger RNA, 1210 nt
Organism: Morone saxatilis (striped sea-bass)
Lineage: Eukaryota; Metazoa; Chordata; Actinopteri; Moronidae
Gene: npm3
Product: nucleophosmin/nucleoplasmin, 3
Exons: 5
Coding region: 81-569 (162 amino acids)
Biological process (GO): chromatin remodeling
Cellular component (GO): cytoplasm; nucleolus; nucleoplasm
Molecular function (GO): chromatin binding; RNA binding; histone binding
Source: RefSeq, a predicted model, not a curated record
GCGCUUGUUAUUCUUCGUGGAGGUUUCAUUGGGCUUUUAAAGUGUUUACAGCGGAGACACAUUUUGCUAAUUUCGACAAAAUGUCUUUCAACGACGACGAUUCCUCCGAGCUCGGACUGUCCCCUCAGUCGAAGUUGGAGAGCUUCCUGUUCAGCUGCGAGCUGUCCUCUAAAGUCCCUUUCUACACUUUCCAAGGAGAUGAAGAGGAAGACCUGGAGCACUUUCUUGAACUCAGAACAGUUUGUCUGGGUGAGGGUGCGAAGGAGGAGACUAAUGUGGUGGAGGUAACGGCCAUGAACCACCAAGGAAAGACCAUCUCAGUUCCCAUCGCCAACCUCCACAUGAGCUGUCUGCCCAUGGUGAGUCUGGGAGAGUUUGAGCUGAAGGCCCCGGUGACCAUUCGGCUCAAGGCGGGGACAGGACCAGUGACUGUCAGUGGGUUACACCUCAUAGCCUCGCAGGUUGAGGAGUCGGACCUGUCUGAUGAGGAUGACGACGACGACGACGAGGAGGAGGAAGAGGAGGAGAUCACCCCCAUUAAACCAGCAAAAAAGAAGCAGAAGCAGUAGACAGAGAGGUCGCUGAAGGGGCCUCACUCACUCGCUCCAUAUGUUUUAAGAAAUAACAGGUUUUUGUACCAGACGGACACAUUUUACAAAUUUAAUACUUCUUCCACACAGCCAAGUGAAUGCUUAGUGUGGUGGCAGCUGAACACACCGCCUGUAGGAGGAAGGAACAUCAUUACGGGGCUCUGAUAGUCUCUCUCCAUUCGUCGGUUUCUCACUGGUCUCAGCAGCAGUGUUUAACUUCACUUAUAGAAGAACUGUUUUUGCUAUUAAAUGCUACCCAGUGUUUUUAUACUGUAUGUGAUGCAGUCACCACUGACAUGGAUUUUCUGCACCAGUGGUGGAAAAAAAAAUGUGUUGUUUACCACCAGUGGAUCCAGGUAUUGUUUGAAGAGGCGGUUCUUGUAAAAGUAAAAACAUGGUGUGUGAGUGCGUGUGUGUGCGCGUGCGUGUGUGUGUGUAGGUUUCCAGUUAAAUUCCAGCUAAAUGGUGCGACCAGAGGAUUUACAUACAUACAGUUUAUUAAAUGUUCUUGGUUAAGGGUAUCUCCAUUUCCAGUUGUUUGUAGUUCCAAAAUACUGUUUUUCUAUGUGAUAUGUUGAUCAUAAAUGUGAAGAUUUUGUACUUACAGUGAAUGCAUCAAG